Anolis sagrei ordinatus is the source of this 2921-nucleotide messenger RNA. RefSeq names its product transmembrane protein 198 (gene TMEM198). The record is from RefSeq and is a predicted model, not a curated record. Lineage: Eukaryota; Metazoa; Chordata; Lepidosauria; Squamata; Anolidae. Gene Ontology annotation, cellular component: cytoplasmic vesicle; plasma membrane. Gene Ontology annotation, biological process: positive regulation of canonical Wnt signaling pathway.
CGGCCUGCCACAUCAGGAAGAGGGAGGAGCGGGACGAGAAGGGAAAGGAAGGCAGCGAAGGAAGACAGCGGCCUGUGUGCGGCCCGGGGCGCGCGCCCGACUUCCUCCGCUUUUGGGGCGCGCGGCGGAGAGGAAGAAAGAGAGAGAGAGAGAGAGAGAAGACCUGCGCGGUGACGUCACGCGGAGCUGUCCCUCAGCACCGGGCCGGCUCUGGCGCUGCAGGUUCGAGACCCGGUCGAGCAGAUGGAAGAAACGCCAUGAGGCAGAGUUUGCCAUAGGCAACAGGGAGGGAGUGGGGAGUCUGAAGUCAUCUCAGAGACCUUGAAGAGCCAUGACAUCAACGGUACAGACCCUGCGCUUUCCGCUGCUGCCCCAUGCACCGGGCCAGGAUCGGAUGCAUAGUUGCGAGCAGGAGAUUGAGCGGCGCUACCAAGUGGUGCCAUCGGUGGUGUGUGCCAUGUGCUGCCUCUUCGGGAUCAUCUACUGCUUUUUUGGAUACCGAUGUUUCAAGGCAGUGAUGUUCCUGACAGGGCUGAUGUUUGGCUCAGUGAUCAUCUUCAUGCUGUGCUACAAGGAGAGGGUGCUGGACACUCAGCUGAGUGUGGAGGCCUCUGUGGGCAUCGGGCUGGGCAUCGGAGUGCUCUGUGGGCUGGUCACCAUGCUAGUACGCAGUGUCGGGCUCUUCAUGGUUGGCCUGAUGCUAGGGCUGCUGCUGGCUGUGGCCGCCUUGGUGGUGAUGGAGCAGUUCUACCACCCUCCGACUGUCUGGAUCCCCAUUGGCUUGCUGCUAGGCGUGGGCAUGCUGUGUGCCGUGCUUACCCUGCAGUGGCAGCGACUUUUCACCACGCUGUCAACCGCUGUCUUUGGCAGUGCCGUCAUGACUGCCACGGCUGACUACUUUGUCGAGCUCUUUCUGCUCCUGCAGUAUGUUUAUGAGCGUGUCAAGGUGGCCCCUUCCCGGCCCAUCUGCUGGUACAGCUGGGUCAUCCUGGGUACUUGGCCCAUCCUAGCUUUGCUGGGCGUCCUAGUGCAGUGGAAAGUCACCGCUGAAGGAUACUCACACACUGAAGUGAUAAUCAGUCGACAGCAGCGCCGUGUUCAGUUGAUGCGGAUCAAGCAACGGGAAGAACACAAGGAGAAGAAGAAGAAGAGGCGGCCACAUCCUCAUCCCCAUGUGCAACACAAAGCCCACCCCCCAGAGCCUGCCUAUCGUCGCAAACCUAACCCUGUCCGCCGAUUUGAUGGGGAUGUACUCUCUCCAGUGAGUGAAUACCAUAGGAGCUACAUACAGAGCUUCCGAGAACGGCAGACGGGCUCUUCCCUCAACAGCCUCUUGGUUAGCACUCAUGCUGCCAUUGACAUAGACUAUGACUGCAGUUCCACUGUGCCCCUGACGACGGGCUCUGGCCCUGCCAUGCGAGUAUAGUCCAGCAUCUCCCACCAAGACACAAGGACGCUAUCAUGAGUGGUCUCAAACUUCACACCAUGUGGACAUUGCCCAGCGCCUGUGCUGCCAUCAAACCUUGGGGGAUGCUCAUUGCUAGCAUUCAUGGGCCUGGCCUGGACAUGCAAAGGUAGUCCAGCAUCUCUCAAGCUGCAGAAUAUGCAGAAUUCUCCCCAGUGCUACAUUGGCUCUGACCCAACCACCAAGAAACAAGAGGCAAGGGAAGAGAGUGAGCAAGAGCUUGGGGCAAAGGGCUGAAGAGAGACCUGGUUGUAACCCACCCAGGCCAGAAAUGUGGAUGGUAGUAUUUGACGUAAUAAUCAGCAUUGUGCUACGAGGCUACGAAGGAAGAAGCUAAUCACACUUACCCACUCCCAAAAAAACUGACAAGAACCUGCUGGUGUGUCCCACCCAACACUACUUGAGUGGCCCAUAUACGGAUGGACCAUGCAGUGUUCUUCUGCUGUCUUGCCACAUGAUGGACCCAACCUUUAUCCUGGAGUUUGUCUUUGCAUGAGCUGGUCCCAAGGAUCGUCUUAGGGGUGCAAGUGCCCGUUGUGUAAUGACAGUGAUACAAUUUGAUUCAGUUCAGUCUGGCUGGAACAAGCCAGCUCAGGGAAAUGGGGCCCUUGCCCAUACCAGUGCCUGGCUUUCUGUCUCAAAGGGUGACUCAAGAAGGGAGGGGAGGAGGGGGGGCUGGGCACCCAGGCUGGGCUGGGCUGUAUAACUGUCCAAGUGUGCAAGUGAGAGUGUGAAUGUGGGGGAACUAGAGCAAUGUGGCCAUUCGACUGGUAUCCAGGCAAUGAGCCUUUUUGAGGCUCCCUCCCUUUCCCAUAGUCCUCUUACUCUACUCCUCAUUCUGGAGGGUGGGGAGAACAGUGAAGGACUCGGGUUGGGGAGGAAAUACCCAUGUACAUAGUCUUGUUACAGUUAUUUGUAUUAAUUUAUUAUUGACAAAAGAGCUGGGCCUGAAGAUAUCAGAUGGACCCAGAGGGGCCAUUGGGAAGUUGGGUGGAAAACAACAAAACGGAUUCCUACAGCCCUCUUCUCUUUCCCCUCAGGGCUUACCCCCUUUUUUCUGUCUAGCUCCACAGCCCUGGGCAGGGUGGGGAGGUGGAUGUUUUUUUCCUACUUAACAAAGCCCUGCUUUUGAGCUUCGUCUGUGGGUGAUUUCUGUGUGGACCAGACAGUGAGUCUCUCGCUGUCUACAUCUUUGGAGGCGAUGGGAGGGGAGAAUUAAUGGGCCAUCUAUUUCAGGAUGGGGCAAGGGAGAAUACAGUGCACUUCAGCAAGGCCUCUCCUCCAUGGGGAAACUGCAUGUUUUUGUCACCAAUCGCCAUUGUUGUCACCACAGAAACCUUGCACUCUUUGGUUUUCUUCUUUUUGUCUUUCUUUCUUUUUUUGUAUAUGUGCCAAACGCUGCCCAGCUGUGGCUGCGCAAGUAAAAAAAAAGCCUUUCAGGAGUAGUGCUUUCAUG